AUGGAGCGCGUGGACCUGCGAGCCGUGAACCAUGGAGGGAGGCGAGGACCGCAGAGGGCAGACACUAACACGUCUCGCCUCAACACCACACCUCCCUGCCAAGCCAACGCGAGGCGGCGAGGGCAUGGGCGCCUCACCCGGCAUCUCACCGUCGUGUCGGCCAAUGUCAGGGGAAUGCCCACAAAUGUUGGCGACCUCACCCACAAUUUUGUCCUGCGCCAUCGAGCCGACGUUGUUGCUGUGACGGAAACGUGGCUCACUGAGGAGGUGGAGCCAACGUUUGGCAGAAUCCCGGGUUAUUCCCACUGGCAGCUGGGACCAGUGGGCAGCUCUGACCACUAUGCCGUACUGACUCGGGUUGAGCUGACCACAGAAAGGGAAGACGCAGUCCCGCGCACCAUCUGGCUUUGGGAGAGGGCCGAUUGGCCGUCAACGAGACACGCCGUGGAGGACACGGACUGGGAGACCCUGUUGGUUGGGGACGCCGAGGCCAAGGCACGGGCUCUCAUCACCAAGCUCCUUGCCCUCCAGCAACAAUAUGUCCCCAGCAGGAUGUACCUCGCCAGCCCGAGUGACCCCGCUUGGUUCGGUUUCCGUUGCCGGGUUGCUGCCGAGGCCGAGCAUGCCGCCUGGGAGAGGCCUGACGGUUCCACGGCCACAAGCAGUGGAGACAAACCCUCGCUCCUGGCUGAACUAUUCGCCAAGAAAAUGAAGGUGUCCGGGACGACCCGCACCUGUGCUGCCCCAAGAAACCGACCGUGUUGUCUCUCUCCUAAAGCCAAAGCCUCGCAGAAACGCAAAGCCCCAAAGUAUGACCACACGCUGCACGGGGACCAGCACGAGUUAUUGCCGUACUUCCAGGACCACCACAACGCGUCCAACAUCACGGCCCAGCUCGGCUCCACGGCCUACCUCAACUGCCGCGUCAACAGGCUGAGAGACAAGACGGUGUCAUGGGUGCGGCGCGAAGGAGAAGAGAUCAAGCUGCUCACCUGGGGCCUGCACACCUACAGUAACGACGCCAGGUACUCUCUGAACUUCGAGCACCCGAACAACUGGAAGCUGCAGAUCAAAUACACACAGCGGCGGGACGCGGGCUCCUACGAGUGUCAGGUCUCCACACAUCCGCCCAAGGUGCUGGCCAUCAACCUCAACAUUGUGGCCCCAGUGGUGGACAUUAUCGACGAGCGGGGCUCCUCCGUGAGCGAGAAAUUCUACAAGACGGGCAGCACCAUCGAGCUCAAGUGUACGAUCAGCCAGAUGCCGCAGGCCCAGACCUUCAUCCUGUGGCGGCACGGGGACCACAUGCUGAACUACGACACCUCCAGGGGCGGCAUCAGUGUCAAGACAGACAUGAGCAGCUCCGUCAUCGUGUCCACGCUCUUCAUCGCCAACGCCUCCCCUAAGGACUCCGGGAACUACACUUGCUCCCUCGGCGACGUGGCCACAGGCAGCGUCCUCGUCCACGUCCUCAACGGCGAGCACCCUCAGGCCAUGCACGGCUCCAGCAGGAAGGAUCUUUGCUCGCUGACGCUGGUGUUCGUCCUCUCCUCCCUCACCACGCUCAUCAACCUCCUCAGAUGAUCUCCUGGGUCAGUCGAGGUCACCAGCCAGGGGUCAGCGUAGAGGGUCAACUGUAAGGAUUUGGAUGGUUAAAUGUUUGAUGGCGUGACCUAAUGUAACCUGGCUCGAUCGUCCUGCUCCCGAAGAUGA
Messenger RNA from Eriocheir sinensis (Chinese mitten crab), 1713 nucleotides. RefSeq lists its product as uncharacterized. Gene Ontology annotation, biological process: synapse organization. The transcript is spliced from 11 exons. Gene Ontology annotation, cellular component: neuron projection membrane. Bases 1 to 1584 code for a protein of 527 amino acids. The record is from RefSeq and is a predicted model, not a curated record. Lineage: Eukaryota; Metazoa; Arthropoda; Malacostraca; Decapoda; Varunidae.